Molecule: messenger RNA, 2325 nt
Organism: Cimex lectularius (bed bug)
Lineage: Eukaryota; Metazoa; Arthropoda; Insecta; Hemiptera; Cimicidae
Product: methyltransferase-like protein 9
Exons: 6
Coding region: 324-1265 (313 amino acids)
Molecular function (GO): protein-L-histidine N-pros-methyltransferase activity
Source: RefSeq, a predicted model, not a curated record
CGCUCUCUCUAUAAUACUGCAGACCAACAAAGCCGUGAAACCUUUUCAGCACGUCUCUUCUCCGCAGAACCGAAAAACUCCUUCUGAAGUAGUUAAAAGUCUUCCAGGACCAGUUUUUUCCUUUUUAGGUCUUCGGAAGGUUUUUAUCUUUCGCCUCAGCCUUAUUUCCGACUCCCACGCCCCUCGGCCGGCCUGCUGUUAUCACCGUGCAGGUUAUAAACAAAACACAUUGUUGUUUCUUCUGUCAUUUCGCCGAUUUUCCCCCUUCAGCCCGUUCUACGAAGAAGGAGCUCGUUUAAGACGAAAAAGCGUCAUUACAACCAAUGGGAGGUGUAACGGUUGAGAAAUUCGAAACUUGCCUGCCCAGAUACAACAGCAUGCUGCGCCCGAGGGGGACACUGGCCAGGGCCCUUUACAACAAAUAUCUCUCGGACGAACACCUGGACACGAUCGACAGAAACGAGUGGUACAGGGUAAACCUUAAAUGCAUUGUGCCAUCCGUGGCGCGUAUUUACCAUCAGCUCCGCCCCGACGAAGAGACAGACCAUUUCCUGGAGACAUCCCGUCGCCUUUCCAACUCCGUCCUGACACAGAUAUACCACUCCUUGGUCAAGUUCAUCCUCGGCUUCUUCAUGACUCAAACCUCCAUCAACGGGCUUCUCGGCCGAGGUUCCAUGUUCGUCUUUUCGACGAAGCAGUUUUCCCAGUUGACGGGACGUGAAGAAGGGAACGGAGGGGACCUGGUCGACCUAGGUGCCGGUGACGGCGCCAUGACAAGAACAAUGGGGAAAUUCUUCUCAUCCGUCACAGUCACCGAACUGUCGAAACCUAUGAGGAAAUUGCUGAGAAGCGCCGGUUUCGCGGUGGCCGACGUGGACAACUGGUUCGAGCGCAAGUACGACGUCGUCUCCUGCUUGAACGUCCUGGACAGGUGUGAACGGCCGAAGACACUCCUUGGGCAAAUAAGGGCGGCGAUGAAACCUGAAGGAACCGCGAUCGUCGCCGUCGUCCUACCCUUCAAACCGUACGUCGAAUCUGGUACGAAAGACCACAAACCGGUCGAACAGCUUCCGAUAAGUGGCCAAGGGUUUGAAGAACAGGUGCAGAGCCUGAUCGAAGACGUUUUUCUACCUUCAGGCUUCAUAGUCAAGAAAUGGUCAAGGCUGCCUUAUCUCUGUCAGGGUGAUUUGAACCAAGCGUUCUACUGGCUCCACGACGCCGUCUUCGUCCUUUCCCUUCCUCGACCGACCCUGGAAGAUUUGUGACAGUCGAGUCCUGACGAAGGGCCAAGCAUGACUGCGACUACCGACUGAAUGUCGAAUCUUUCAUGAUCGGUGAAGAUAUCUCAUUAGACCAACAUUCCUUUUUUGUCUUUUAGAUGUAGUUUUGUAUGCUUUUUUUUAUUUUUUUAUUUAAACACAAAUAUUUGUAGCAUAGUAGCAUCCUAUAAUUUAUUUAAUUAAGUAAAAUGAAAAGAAAAAUUCCAACUAAAUUUGACAUUCUCUUUUUCUUUUCUUUUUUUUAAUUAUUCCAUUUUCUAAUGUAUUUUUAUUAUUAAUAUUUGAAAUACAUUUUCCUUUCUAAGAGCACAUAUUAAGAGUUUUCGGUCCAAUUUAUAUAGAUAUAUACACACAAAUGUGUUCGUUAGAAGGAAUUCCUUGUAUUUUUAAUGUGUCCUAUAAAUUUUUGCUGAUUUUUAAUUUUGCCCCUUUCUUUUUAGAGAGAAAAUUAGGUAGGUAAAAUUGUCAAAAUGUCAAUUCUUUAUUAUGCUCAGUUUUUUUUUUUUUUUCCUUACUGGCACAAUUGGUGGGUAAAUUGACUUGCAUUGUAUUAUUAAAUGAUUGUUUUGUCUCCAUAAUUUAACAUUUAUCUUUUAUAUAAGUCAGGCAGAUGAGCAAAAUAUAAGAAGCGCCCUGUUAAAAAAUAUAUACAUAUAUAUCGGAGAAUUACGACUGACUUGUUGAUAAAUAUUUAUAAUAAAAAUAGUAUAUAAUCAUUUUUUAUAUUAUAUAUACAAAUUAUAGAACUUGUUAGAAACGAAAAGAGCCAUUAUUUAUAUCAAAAGAAAAAUAAAAUGUAGUAAGUAGACUAGCUUUGCGAUACUAGACCACAAACAUUCCAAAAUGUACUUUUCCACAAAGGUAACUUUUAUAUUAUAUUUUAAAUAAGAAUACAGUACCUUUCUGGGAUAAGGAUUUUUUUUAAACAAAUAUAAAAACCACCAGACUUAAGUAAAAAGCACCAAAUAGUUGUUAGAUUUAAUUGUAAAAAGUAGAAACUAUUAUGUAUUUUUUAUGUGUAAUUCAAUAAAGCAUAUGUCCGAUA